Molecule: messenger RNA, 555 nt
Organism: Brassica napus (rape)
Lineage: Eukaryota; Viridiplantae; Streptophyta; Magnoliopsida; Brassicales; Brassicaceae
Product: sulfated surface glycoprotein 185-like
Exons: 1
Coding region: 1-555 (184 amino acids)
Source: RefSeq, a predicted model, not a curated record
AUGGAGUUUUUGAAUUUGAAUGUUAUACUUCUCGGUAUCAUUCUCAGCUUCCUCUUCGUCCAAUCACAACAAGGUCAAGCUCAAACUCUAUCACCACCUCCUCCUCUUCCGCUCCGGAAUCUCUCGCCUCCUCCUCCUCCUCCGCCAUUGAAACAAUCAGGAGACAGUACGCCGCCACGUCCUCCUCAAGCUAACACGCCUCCUCCGCCUCAAUCCAGCGUUGGCAUUCUAACUCCUCCUCCUCCAUCUCCUCCGCCUCAUUCUCCACCUUCACCACCGCCGCCGAUUCCAAAACCUCCUCCUCCGCCACCGCGUGCGCUAGCUCCUCCUCCGCAAUUUAACAGAAAUAAAUCACGGAGGCUACGACCACCAUCUCCACCUCCUCCUACUCCUCCGCCUCCACGGAUCUUCAAGCAGCCGGAGAAGAGUGGAUUAAACACAGGGAAGACGGUGGGUCUUGUUUUUGCUGGGUUCGCAGCGAUGCUGCAGAUUUGCGUUGUUGCCUUCUUGGUUUUCAAAAGAAAGCAGCUUUUAAGGAUGACACAUACUUACUGA